Messenger RNA from Ailuropoda melanoleuca (giant panda), 3509 nucleotides. It is a transcript of the gene RGS5, whose product is annotated as regulator of G protein signaling 5. The record is from RefSeq and is a predicted model, not a curated record. The transcript is spliced from 5 exons. Lineage: Eukaryota; Metazoa; Chordata; Mammalia; Carnivora; Ursidae. Bases 91 to 636 code for a protein of 181 amino acids.
GGCAGUCCCAGACAAUUGUGAAGUUUUCAAAGUCUCUCUCUGCUGUUCCGAAUUUGGGCUCAAAACUGAGGAGCUAAGCCACUUGCCAAAAUGUGCAAAGGACUUGCGGCUUUGCCCCAUUCAUGCCUGGAAAGGGCCAAGGAGAUUAAGAUCAAGUUGGGAAUUCUCCUCCAGAAGCCAGACUCGGCUGUUGACCUUGUCAUUCCAUACAAUGAGAAGCCGGAGAAACCAGCCAAGACCCAGAAACCCUCGCUGGAUGAGGCCCUGCAGUGGCGUGACUCCCUGGAUAAACUUCUGCAGAACAACUAUGGACUUACCAGCUUCAAAAGUUUCCUGAAGUCUGAAUUCAGUGAGGAAAACCUUGAGUUCUGGCUUGCCUGUGAGGACUACAAGAAGAUCAAGUCCCCUGCCAAGAUGGCUGAGAAGGCAAAGAAAAUUUAUGAAGAAUUCAUCCAAACAGAGGCUCCCAAAGAGGUGAAUAUUGAUCACUUCACAAAGGACAUCACCAUGAAGAACCUGGUGGAACCUUCCCUGAGCAGCUUUGAUGUGGCCCAGAAGAGAAUCUAUGCCCUGAUGGAAAAGGAUUCACUGCCUCGCUUUGUGCGCUCUGAGUUUUACCAGGAAUUAAUCAAGUAGUAAUUCAGUUGGGCUAUGACAAUCACCCUGUGAGUUCUUUCCUCCUUAAUAACCCUAGCAUUUUCCAGCAACCUGCAUAUCUUCCCAUAGCAGCUUCGUUCAAAGACACCCAAACAGGGAAAAUCCUAGGGAGUGUUGCUUACCCUUUUCGUGCACUUUGUUCCGGUUGUUUAUCUAUUGUCUGAAUGCCUUCCUUUCCCGGGGUUCUUCUUCCUGUCCCGAUCUUAAUGAAGUUCUACUCAGUGUGUUCUUGUCAAAGCUAAACAGAAUCACAGAAAAAUUCUGCUGAAGGCAAGCAAAUAUAAGACAAGAAUAUGAUAUCAUUGAAUGUAGGUCUGUUUGGUUUGGGUAAUGAAUCUGUGCCUAAACUGGCCUGAAAAGAAUGUGGAUGUAGAAAGACCAAUUUCAAGUGAGAUUAAUUGAUCUCAUUUGUUGCUUUCAUUCUGACCCAGGGGCAAUCACCCCUGUAUUUCUGACUUUGGUUAGUAAAAGGCGAAACGGAUUUUAUGAGGCAGCCAUUAUUUGAUUUUUUAAGCAAAUACAUUAUUUAAAAUAUCAAUUUUCCUUUUAGAGCAUCUUUGUGCUGGCUGGAGAUCACUAACAAGAUAUACGAACAUGAAUGUGUCAUGUUUAUACAAAAUGAAUAUGAACACAAUCCAAAUUGAGUCUUUAUACCUCUCUCAUAAUUCCCCCCACCCAGCUACCAUAUUCUGUAUUAAAUCAAUGACCUGGCAACGGAGUAUUUAAUAAAUGUAUAUAUGCCUCUUGUAUUUAGGCCCAAUGUUUCAAUUUUCAAAUUAUUUUAAAUCCAUGUGAGUAGAAAAUUCCAAAAUUUUCAACUUCAAUCAUGUCAAAUAAAACAGAUGCUGUCCAGCACAGUGUCCCUUACCUCAGUAUCAGGAGAUCUAUAAGCUAAAAUGGAAAAAUUCUGUCAAGCCUAAAAUGGUUAAUUACCCUAUGAUGCCAUCUGUUUGUUUAGUAAAUGACAAUUAUCUUCAAAAUACCAAAUUAUCUUUAGAAAAAUUAAUUUGACUACAUGUAGAGGCUUUCUAAGUAAGACAGAGUUGCAAAGGACCCUGAAUUUUGCAAAAUAGUGUGACUUUUUUUUUUUUUUUGCAACCCCAUCUUGUCUCCCUAUUUUGCUCCCUGUGUUAGUGGAUUGUACUUACCCUCAAAGUGCACGUUUAUGGCCCAACGUGCCUCGCACGCAGCUGACUGAUAAGUCAUGAUUUUUUAAGUAGGUUUAAUCUUUUAAUUCUGUCUUUCAUUAUUAAAGUCUUGCUAGAUUUCUUUUUUUUAUCCUUAGUAGAUUUGAUUAAGUAGUGAUUUACAUAAUUUAGUAAUAAGGAGAAGCAAGCUAACCAUGUACCAGGCUAACCAAGAGGGAGACGUUGAGUUCAUUUUGAAAGAAAGUGUCUGUGAAGGGAUGAAUAAAAUUCCGAAAUGUUGAAGGAGAAGAUCAUAUUAUUUAGUCUUGUAUUUCCCCCUUUCACAUUCCUUUCUCCUCCACAUACUCCUAAUUUUUCGUGUUUGUGGCCCAUGUAUUCUGUUGUUUCCUGAGAAUACUGAAAGCGAAGCAGCCGUGUCACUGUAGUGUGCAGGCGAACGCUGGCGGUGUUGGUUGGCUCUUCUCUGUGUUGGCUCUUUUGAAGGACAGAACGUCCUCCUGAAUACUUGCCAUUUCACAUUCUGACAGCGGGUUGGAGUGAGUGGGCCCACUGCCAACAGUUGUCAGUGUGGUAAGUGUCCAUUCAUAGUUGGAAAUAUUGCUCACUUCAUAGUCGACAGCUAGUCCAGUGAGCAUCGAGAAGCCCUCCCCACAUACGUUUGUGUAGAAGUGAUACAACUCAGAGCAGAGCCUCCUGGCACCACCUUGCUCAGCAUCCGUCUACACUGCCCAAAUCAGUAUCAAAUCUCUAGCCCUUGACUUUCUCACGCAACUAGAAAUGUUAAGAACCCAAGCAUCUAGGCGAGUUAUUGUUCUUGGAUGCCAAAGCAUUUUUAAGCAAAAUGUGAAUUGAAUUGAAAAUUCAAAACUUUUUUUUUUCACUUGGUUUCAAAGAGCCGAAUGUUUGAAAAUGCCCAAGAAUGUACUAGGUAUUACGGAGCUCACCAGAUGGUUGACGUUACACAGACCCAGAUCAACUGUAUUCUCGAACGGACUACACACCCUAUGUCAGUGGGUAGGACUUGUGAGUGGGGGUAAGGAGGGCCUUCCCCUUCUCAUAGGCUGAACUCAGGAAGCAAAGGGCAGGAAAAGCACCACCAUGAGGGCAGUCGGCGAAGGAAAAAAAAGAUUGAAUCCUUUCCAGUCAAACGAUGGCAUGUAAUAUAUAUAUCUGUAUAUAUGAUUUUAAAUUUAUAGUUUACACACACAUUAGAAACUCUUCUAACACAUGAAGUGAUAAAACUAAGAGGAAUACAAGUAUCACAACCCAAAAUGAGAAAACACACACAUCACAAUUGCCUGAGAAAGGUUCUUUCAAAUCUUUUUAAAGUGUUUUUAAACUUGGGAAAAAGAAAAAAAAAAAAAACAGUGUUACUGGGAGUUUCCACAGUAACACAAAGAAAAUAACAUUCUUUUAGUUCUGGGAAAUUAGAAAAACUGGGAUGGUCUUUCCAGGAAAAAAAGAAAUGUGUAACCUCUCUUUAUCACUCCCUCUCCCUCCCCACCUCCCUCCCCACUUUCUCUCGAGUACAUUGCUGGGAAAGCAAGAAACUUAAUGCAAGAGUCCUGAGGUGCUUGGUGCUUUCAUUUUCCUCCCGUGUGGAAAUGGAACUACAGGUGUGAGUGACCCGGGAAGCAGAGAGGUAGCGGAGCCGAACUGUGGCCGAUGGGAAGAGGAGUAUACACCCAAGAUGAGGCCAGGGAA